UCCGUUGCCUGCAAACUUUUCUCCUUCUCCUCCUCCUUGUCCCGGGGCGGCCGAGGCUGGAAAAUGGCGGCUUAAAGCACCCGCCGCCUCAGUUCCCUCGACCGGCCCUGGCCCGACUCGGGCUCCCCCUCAGCUAUGACGCGCUGGAUACCCACCAAGCGUGAGGAGAAAUACGGCGUGGCAUUCUAUAAUUAUGACGCCCGAGGUCCAGAUGAGCUGUCACUGCAAAUAGGAGACACCAUGCACAUACUGGAAACAUACGAAGGUUGGUACAGAGGUUAUACUUUGAGGAAAAAAUCAAAAAAAGGCAUCUUUCCUUCUUCCUAUAUACAACUUAAAGAAGCAAUAGUUGAAGGAAAAGGACAACAUGAAACUGUUAUACCAAGUGAACUGCCACUUAUUCAGGAGGUUACCACUACACUACGGGAAUGGUCCAUAAUAUGGCGACAGCUUUAUAUUCAAGACAGCAGAGAAAUGUUUCAUAAUGUAAGACAUAUGAUAUAUGAUCUUAUUGAAUGGCGAUCACAAAUACUGUCUGGAACACUUCCCCAAGAUGAGCUCAAUGAACUAAAGAAGAAAAUCACAGCAAAGACUGAUUAUGGAAACAGAAUUCUCGAUUUGGAUCUAGUGGUAAGGGAUGAAGAUGGUAACAUAUUAGAUCCAGAUCAGACCAGCACAAUUAGCCUAUUCAGAGCUCAUGAAACAACUUCCAAACAAGUAGAAGAAAGACUCCUGGAAGAAAAAUCUCAAAAGCAGAAUCUUGACAUUAGUAGGGAAGCAAAAUUUGCUGCAACACCUUCAUUUGCAUUAUUUGUAAAUCUGAAAAAUGUUGUUUGCAAAAUUGGAGAAGAUGCUGAAGUCCUUAUGUCUUUGUAUGACCCUUUGGAAUCCAAGUUUAUAAGUGAGAAUUAUCUGGUGAGAUGGUCAAGUUCUGGUUUACCAAAAGACAUAGAUAAAUUGCAUAAUCUUCGAGCGGUCUUUACGGACCUUGGCAGCAGUAAAGACCGGAAGAGAGAGAAGAUUAGUUUUGUAUGUCAGAUUGUACGAGUUGGCAGAAUGGAACAAAGAGAGAACAACACAAGGAAACUAACUUCUGGGCUACGGCGACCUUUUGGUGUAGCAGUGAUGGAUAUAACUGACAUAAUUAAUGGGAAAGUAGAUGAUGAAGAUAAGCAGCACUUCAUUCCAUUUCAACCGCUAGCAUUGGAUAACACCAUUCGACACAAGCAGUUGAACAUAUCAUCCCGUUUUUCACCCAGGGUGGCAGGGGAGAAUGAUUUUCUUCAGACUGUAAUAAACAAAGUGAUUGCUGCUAAAGAAGUUAAUCAUAAGGGUCAAGGUCUGUGGGUGACAUUGAAGCUUCUUCCAGGAGACAUACAUCAGAUACGGAAAGAAUUUCCUCACUUAGUUGAUAGAACCACAGCUGUGGCACGGAAAAUGGGCUUUCCAGAAAUUAUUAUGCCUGGUGAUGUCCGAAAUGACAUUUAUGUAACGUUAGUUCAAGGAGAUUUUGACAAGGGCAGUAAAACUACAGCAAAGAAUGUAGAAGUUACAGUAUCUGUUUAUGAUGAAGAUGGGAAAAAAUUAGAGAAUGUGAUUUUUCCUGGGGCCGGAGAUGAAGCUCUUUCAGAAUACAAAUCUGUUAUAUAUUACCAAGUAAAGCAACCCCGCUGGUUUGAAACUAUAAAGGUUGCAAUCCCCAUUGAAGAUGUAAACCGCAGUCAUCUAAGGUUUACCUUCCGGCACAGAUCAUCACAAGAUUCCAAAGAUAAAUCUGAGAAAAUAUUUGCUCUGGCAUUUGUUAAAUUAAUGCGAUAUGAUGGAACAACUCUGAGAGAUGGAGAACAUGAUCUUAUAGUAUACAAGGCAGAAGCAAAGAAGCUGGAAGAUUUUUCAACAUAUUUAAGCUUGCCCUCUACUAAACUGGAAUUAGAAGAAAAAGGUCACUCCAUGGCUGGCAAGGGCAUGCAAAAUCUUGGAAGCUGUACCAUCAGUAAAGAUUCAUUCCAGAUCUCUACUCUUGUCUGCUCAACAAAACUAACUCAAAAUGUGGAUUUACUGGGGCUUUUGAAGUGGCGAUCCAACACAAAUAUACUGCAACAGAAUUUAAGGCAACUGAUGAAAGUUGAUGGAGGUGAAGUUGUUAAAUUUCUUCAAGAUACACUGGAUGCAUUGUUUAACAUUAUGAUGGAGAAUUCAGAAAGUGAAACAUUUGACACGUUGGUGUUUGAUGCUUUGGUUUUUAUCAUUGGACUAAUUGCUGACCGGAAGUUCCAGCAUUUCAAUCCUGUUUUAGAAACCUACAUAAAGAAACAUUUCAGUGCUACUUUGGCUUAUACAAAACUGACAAAAGUUUUAAGGACUUAUGUGGACAAUGCUGGUGUCACUGAUCAACUAUUCAAGGCUAUGAGAUCUUUAGAAUAUAUCUUUAAAUUUAUUGUGCGAUCAAGAAUUUUGUUCAACCAAUUGUAUGAGAAUAAAGGGGAAGCUGACUUUAGGGAAUCCUUGCUUCAACUCUUUAAGUCUAUUAACGAAAUGAUGAACAGCGCCUCCGAACAGACCGUUACAGUAAAGGGAGCUGCUCUUAAAUACUUGCCAACAAUUGUGAAUGAUGUAAAGCUUGUUUUUGAUCCCAAAGAACUUAGCAAACUAUUUACAGAUUUUAUACUGAAUGUUCCAAUGGGUCGUCUCACAAUUCAGAAGUUGUAUUGUUUGAUUGAAAUAGUUCACAGUGAUCUUUUCACUCAACAUGACUGUAGGGAGAUUCUGAUGCCAAUGAUGACAGAUCAACUGAAGUAUCAUUUGGAAAGACAAGAAGACCUGGAUGCCUGUUGCCGAUUGCUCAGUAAUAUUCUUGAAGUCCUUUAUAGGAAAGAUGUGGGACCAACACAACGACAUGUGCAAAUAAUUAUGGAAAAGCUAUUGAGGACAGUAAACAGAACGGUCAUAUCAAUGGGACGUGACUCAGAACUCAUAGGAAAUUUUGUUGCAAGCAUGACAGCUAUUUUAAGACAAAUGGAAGAUUAUCAUUAUGCUCAUUUAAUCAAGACUUUGGGGAAGAUGAGAACUGACGUUGUUGACUUCCUUAUGGAAACAUUCAUCAUGUUCAAAAAUCUUAUUGGAAAGAAUGUCUAUCCUUCUGACUGGGUUAUAAUGAACAUGAUGCAGAAUAAAGUCUUUUUACGAGCAAUUAAUCAGUAUGCAGAUAUGCUGAACAAAAAAUUCCUUGAUCAAACCAGCUUUGAGCUACAGCUUUGGAACAAUUAUUUCCAUCUUGCUGUUGCUUUUCUUACCCAAGAGUCAUUACAACUGGAGAAUUUUUCAAGUACUAAAAGAUGCAAAAUACUUAACAAGUAUGGUGAUAUGAGAAGACAAAUUGGUUUUGAGAUUCGGGAUAUGUGGUAUAAUCUGGGUCAGCAUAAAAUCAAGUUCAUUCCUGAGAUGGUGGGGCCCAUGUUAGAAAUGACUUUGAUUCCCGAAACUGAGCUGAGAAAAGCUACGAUUCCCAUUUUCUUUGAUAUGAUGCAGUGUGAGUUUCAUUCUACCAGAAGUUUUCAGAUGUUUGAAAAUGAGAUAAUCACAAAACUGGAUCAUGAAGUGGAAGGCGGAAGAGGAGAUGAGCAAUAUAAAGUGUUAUUUGACAAAAUCCUUCUAGAACACUGCAGAAAACAUAAAUACCUUGCCAAAAAUGGUGAAACGUUUGUUAAACUUGUGGUGCGGCUGAUGGAGAGACUUCUAGAUUACAGAACUAUUAUGCACGAUGAAAACAAGGAAAACCGGAUGAGCUGCACAGUCAAUGUUCUGAAUUUCUACAAAGAGAUUGAAAGAGAAGAAAUGUACAUAAGGUAUUUGUACAAACUUUGUGACCUGCACAAAGAAUGCGAUAACUACACUGAAGCCGCCUACACAUUACUUCUCCAUGCAAAGCUUCUUAAGUGGUCUGAAGAACCAUGUGCAGCACAUCUUACUCAACGUGAUGGCUACCAGGCAGCAACGCAAGGACAACUCAAAGAGCAGCUCUAUCAAGAAAUUAUCCAUUAUUUUGACAAGGGCAAGAUGUGGGAAGAAGCCAUUGUCUUGGGCAAAGAGCUUGCAGAACAAUAUGAAAAUGAAAUGUUUGAUUACGAACAACUUAGUGAAGUACUGAAAAAGCAAGCACAGUUCUAUGAAAAUAUUGUGAAAGUAAUAAGACCUAAACCAGAUUACUUUGCAGUUGGUUAUUAUGGACAAGGAUUUCCAACAUUUUUACGGAGCAAAGUUUUUAUUUAUCGAGGAAAAGAAUAUGAACGCCGUGAAGAUUUUGAAGCAAGAUUAUUAACACAGUUUCCUAAUGCAGAAAAAAUGAAGACUACAUCACCUCCUGGUGAAGAUAUUAAAAAUUCUCAUGGUCAAUAUAUCCAGUGCUUUACAGUAAAGCCAAAACUGGACUUACCAUCAAAAUUUCACAAGCCUGUAUCAGAGCAAAUUUUAAGUUUCUAUAGGGUAAAUGAGGUUCAGCGGUUUGAGUAUUCAAGACCCAUUCGUAAAGGAGAGAAAAAUCCAGACAAUGAAUUUGCGAAUAUGUGGAUUGAGAGAACUAUUUAUGUGACAGCGUAUAAACUACCUGGCAUUUUAAGAUGGUUUGAAGUCAAAUCAGUAUUUAUGAUUGAAAUCAGUCCACUUGAAAAUGCAAUUGAAACGAUGCAGUUAACAAAUGAUAAAAUUAACAAUAUGGUUCAGCAACAUUUGAAUGAUCCAAAUCUACCUAUUAACCCUCUGUCUAUGCUGCUAAAUGGCAUUGUGGAUCCUGCAGUCAUGGGAGGCUUCACCAAUUACGAAAAGGCUUUCUUCAAUGAGAAAUACAUACAUGAACACCCAGAAGAUCAUGAAAAAAAUGAAAAGCUAAAGGAUCUAAUUGCGUGGCAGAUCCCUUUCCUGACAGAAGGUAUCCGAAUUCAUGGGAAUAAAGUCACAGAAGCACUAAGGCCAUUUCAUGAGAGGAUGGAAGCCUGUUUUAAACAACUGAAAGAAAAAGUUGAAAAACAAUAUGGAAUCAGAAGUCUUCCCUCAUCAGUAGAUGACCGACAAGGCUGUCGGCCAAGGUCUAUGGUUCGAUCAUUCACAAUGCCAUCGUCCUCAAGGCCACUAUCUGUUGCUUCAAUUUCUUCCAUCUCUUCUGACAGCGCUCCUUCUAGGCCUGGCUCAGAUGGGUUUGUUCUUGAGCCCCUUCUGCCAAAGAAGAUGCAUUCUCGAUCACAAGAUAAGUUGGAUAAAGAUGACUCAGAUAAAGAUAAGAAAGAAAAGAAGAAAGAAAAAAGAAACAGCAAACACCAAGAAAUAUUUGAGAAAGACUUGAAAUCAACUGAUAUCUCUCUGCAGCAGUCUGAAGCAGUGAUACUUUCAGAAACUAUCAGCCCAUUGAGACCACAGAGACCAAAGAGCCAAGUUAUUAAUGUUAUGGGAAGUGAAAAACGGUUAUCUGUUUCCCCGUUGCCACCUCCUCAAAGUAUUCCUCCGCCAAUCACUCCAAGAACCAAGCUUUCGUUCACUUUACAGCCCAAUUCAGAACUAAAUGGCAUGAAUAAUUUGGAAAUGAUGGGCAUUCCGCCACCAUUACCUCUGAAAGGCGUCAUGGCAGAUUACGGGAAUGUCAUGGAGAGCCAUGAAUCUAUUAGCCCUGCCACUUCCCCCCCUAUACCUCAAAGGCAGCUGCCGCCUCCUUUACCAAGCAAAACACCGCCGCCACCACCUCCAAAGACUACUCGGAAACAAGCCUCUGUCGAUUCUGGGAUCGUCCAGUGAGAAAGAAAACGAUACCGCAAAAAAAUUAAGUUGUAAAAAUUUCUGUUUUAAAUGUUUGCAAUAUUAGAUACUUUAAC
This is a messenger RNA of Thamnophis elegans (Western terrestrial garter snake), 5858 nucleotides long. It is a transcript of the gene DOCK1, whose product is annotated as dedicator of cytokinesis 1. Bases 136 to 5781 code for a protein of 1881 amino acids. Gene Ontology annotation, cellular component: plasma membrane; cytoplasm. Gene Ontology annotation, biological process: cell migration; small GTPase-mediated signal transduction. The record is from RefSeq and is a predicted model, not a curated record. The transcript is spliced from 52 exons. Lineage: Eukaryota; Metazoa; Chordata; Lepidosauria; Squamata; Natricidae. Gene Ontology annotation, molecular function: small GTPase binding; guanyl-nucleotide exchange factor activity.